Glossina fuscipes is the source of this 2396-nucleotide messenger RNA. Its product is annotated as UPF0047 protein YjbQ-like. The transcript is spliced from 5 exons. NCBI's taxonomy places the organism in Eukaryota, Metazoa, Arthropoda, Insecta, Diptera, Glossinidae. Bases 1803 to 2372 code for a protein of 189 amino acids. The record is from RefSeq and is a predicted model, not a curated record.
UUUUAUUUUACGGCAGUGGUGUUAUCGACCUGUUUAUCACCUCUAUACUUUAAAAACAAGUGCAAAAUUUAUUCAAAGAGAAAAUUUUAAAAAAUGUGUAAUAUAAUUCUUUAAUAUAAUAUUCUUUUUCUAAUUGUGAAGUAUGCAAUAAACUGAUAAGAAAAAGGCAAACAAUUCAAAGGAUUAAGACUAAUUGAAGAGUGAGUGGUAAACGAAAGAAAAAAAAAAAAGGAAAAAAAAAUUAAGUGACCGUAUUGCCUAUGAAUGGUGCAGAGGAAAGUGAGAAUUUUCUUUUCACCAGCGUUGCUGUUGUUAUUCUUCUAGCUGUGUAAAAUUUCUUCAGUUUUUAUAAAAUCCUUGCAGUGUUUUAUAAUGUAAUUGGCAAACGCGUCAGUUAAUACACUAAUAAGAAAAAAAAAUGACUAUAACCUAUAUAAGUAUUUCCCCAAAAGAUUUGCCAGGAACGAGUUGUGUUGUGGUAACUAAACGAAGGCAAUGAUUUUAAAACCGAGUCAAGUGAAUCUCCAGUAACAACAACAAUAACAACUUUAGUAAUAAUAAAAAAUAAUAACAGUAGCAGAAUACACCGUAAAACGGGGCAGACAGAUCAACAAACGCAAACAUAUACGUACCUACACGGAUUAAGAUUUAUGAACCUGCACACAAACGCAUACACACACGCAUACGCCCACUUACACAUUCAUGAACAAAACACGAAGCGCACAAUAUCUAAAUAAUAUUCGUAUGACACAUAUACAAUCCAUACAUAUGUGUAACUGGGCAAGAAAAGGGCGAGAGCUGGCCGUAGGUGGUGUACGGUGGGUACACUAAAGUACAUAUGUUUUGUGUAAAGAAAAGCACGAAAAAGUAGAAUCAAACCGUACUGAAUUCUUUAAAACCGACGGUUGUUGGAUAAAAUCAAAUACCGAGAGAUACCAACCCCCACCUGCCACACAAGUAGACACGUAUUUUAAAUGAAAGUUACACUAAAGUGUGUGUGCAUUACGUUUUCGUUAUUAUUACACUUUUCAUUUUCGAGUGCUUCUAGAAUCGGCAAAGCACAGCAAAGCGAAACAGCAGCCACGUAAAGCAAGCAAGAGUCUGAUUGUAAUUGCAAUAGAAAACUACAAACCCAGCAACAAAUUGUUGCAAUUACAACAAAUACAGACAAACAAAAGACCUGAGUGAAAACAAAACCAAAAACUGAAGCACACGUAAAGAAACGAACUGGCGAGAGCUUACAUAAAUUUCAGGAACUAGAAAAGUUCUAAAAAAGGGUUAUUUUCAACUAGAGAAGAGCAGGGCAAGAGAAAAAGAGUUAAUUUCAUAGCAGCCAGGCACUUGUUUUUGUGAUUCAACAUCUUUUAACAACGUCGUCUAGUAAAGCAACACAGCACGUUACUGUUGCUGCCGCUGCCAGUGGAUUGCCAUCAACAUCAUCAUUAUCGUCAGCCGCACAAGCACAAUUACAACAACAGCAAGUCAUUAAUACAAAUAAAGUUUUAACAACAGCUCACACUUAUCCACAGCUUCUGCAACACCAACAGCAACAGCAAAAUCCGUUACCAGCGGCAGCAGCAGCGGCCACAGCACACGCGGAAACCUCAUCAACUCCAACGGCAGCCGCAGUGGCAGUAAUAGCGACUACUAAACGUAGUCGCCAACAAAGACGCAGCAUCAGCACUAGCACCACGAAUCCACACGGUAAAGGCGGUACCACCGGCGGCGUCGCCACGACUACCAACAUAAAACAGAGCGCCAGUCGUAACAGCAACAUUCGCAGUUCUUCGUCCAAUAGCACAAUGGCCUCGUCCAAUCAUCGCGGCGGGGGUGGUGGUGGUGUUGGUGGUGGUGGUGGCGGUGGUGCGGCCGGUUCCGGUUUACAGGUCGGCUCAGCGUGGUUUCAACGCAAAAUUAACUUACGACCACAACAUCGAGGUGUUCAUUUAGUCACCGAAGAGAUAUUGAGGCAAAUGCCUGAAUUGGGACAGUUUUCGGUGGGUCUAUGUCACGUGCAAAUUUUACACACAUCAGCGAGUUUAGCGUUAAACGAAAGUUGGGACCCCGAUGUGAGAGACGACAUGGAAAUGAUGCUAAAUAAAAUAGUUCCCGAAGGUUUGCCAUACAGACAUUCGUGUGAAGGACCCGAUGAUAUGCCCGCUCAUGUAAAAGCCUGCUUUCUUGGUAGUUCUUUGACAAUCCCUAUUACGGAUGGUAAAUUAUCGUUAGGUACGUGGCAGGGCGUUUGGCUGUGUGAGCAUCGCGAUCAGGCGGGCUCGCGUAAAUUGGUUAUAACAUUAAGCGGGUGUCCGAGAGAGACGGCACGCAGCCCACUGUCACCGGUAUCGCCUAUUGCUUCUACAUCCAGUUAGGGAAGGCCUCGCUCCACCCGCGAU